GUUAAGGUGACAUGCCAGUGCCAUGGAUGCUUCACAAGCAUAGGUCUUACAUUCCGCACAUCGCUGAGAGGGCAUUGACGGUGAAGCAGCUCUGCGACCUACGCAUCUUCUUGCAAAGGCUUUGCAAGGCCAAGUUGCUGACUCGGCGGCAGGCUUCGAAUGCAGAUCCGCUGCAGUGGCAUCAGUUAAACUUGUACCAUGUGACGGACGAAGUGAUUAAACCUGUCAUUAGCUUCCGCGCGAAAGGCGCGCAUGCAGGAUACUCCUGGGCGGAAUUGGUGGCAGAAGGACCUCAAAAGCCGCAAUUGAUGGUCAGUCACUGGUGGGGGGGACGUUUUGUGGAUUUCAUGUAUGCCAUUGACAGGAUUGUGGAUGACAAAGCUUUGGGCGUUGGGGCCGCCUUGUGGAUUUGCACGUUUGCUAACAACCAGUUUGGAGAAGACUUUGGUGCAAAUAUCCGGGAUACACCUUUUGUACAAGCCAUUCAACAAGCAGAUGCCACCAUUCUGAUGGUUGAUCGUGAUGCGGGAUCCUUGAGACGUAGCUGGUGUUGCCUUGAGCUGCACUACACCAUCUUGCAGGAGAAAUCCUUGGAGUUUUACACCUCCGCUGGUCCCAUUGGAUCCAAAACGGUUUCUUCAGGACUCUUGGUGGAUGCAAUCUCUGAGUGGGAUGUGCGAGAAAGCGCCGCUUCAGAGGAAGCGUACCGACGUCAGAUUUUGAACUUCAUCGCUGAAGUGCCGGAGCAUUCUGGGUUGCUCACGGCUUCGGGAAAACUUCUCUUGUCCGACGACCAGCGGCCUCAAGUGGACCCCUCCGUGAAUCAAGAGCAAUACGAGCGGGAAUUCAUGGAUUCGCAGCGCAAGGCCUUUGAGGAUCUGAACAUGAACGUGCGUUUCUCCGUGAUCGGCUCCAUAGGCCGGCAGAACAGGGCCAAAGGAUGCAGAAUCCCCGAUGCAUCGCAGAGGGGCAUCACCUUGGGCCAGUUGCGGACCUUUGCGCGCAAGGCCAGCCGAGCCUUCAAAAAGAUGUGGCCAGAGGUGGAUUGGCAGAAAGUGUCCACGGACCAAGUUUGCGAGCAUUUCGUUCUGCCCCAGACCAGACACUUUCAGAGUCUCCCGCCGCAUGUUGGGUGUUCCUAUGUGGAGCUUGUAGCCGAUGGGCCUCAGUUUCCUUCCAUUUACAUCGACUACCAGUUCUCCAUGUUCUUUGCGGACAUCAUGGCCUGUGUUGAAUGGCUAGCGGAGGCUCUGCGACUGAAAGACUCUGACGUGUUUUACUUCAACUUGCUGGGCUACAACCAACACUGCGUCGGCGAAGAGAUCAGGGCCAAUUCAUACGACCAAGACAACAACUUGGCGGUGGACAAGGCCCAAUCUGGCUGCCACAGCUUUCUGCUUGCAUCAAGUGCUGCAACCGCCACUGACACGUCUGAGGAGAAGUGGACCUUGUGUAGGGCCUGGCGGCUCUACAACAUCGAGUGCGCUGUGAGCUUGGGACAGGCAAUGUACAUUACUUGCCCUUCAGGAGUGAUGGCGUGCACAAAGUUGUUCCCGAACGGGCACUCCAAGUUUGGGACGGUUGACCCUAGCAUCAUCAAGACAAUCUUUGAGACGACUGAGGCUGACAUUCUGCAAGCUCCCUGUGCACUGGAGGAGGAUCGCAAGAAGAUCUUGGCAUUUCUCCAAGGGGGGCACAAGGGUUUAGGAGUGCAGAGGCUGCAACUACGCCUGCAACGAUGGAGUGCAUUUCAUUUGGCUCUGGUCUUGGCUGGCAACCGAGAUGACCCUUCAUUAUUGCAGAAGAUCCUGUCCAUACCUGGCUUCAGUAUUCAUUCUGAGUUUGCCAAGGGGGCCUUGGGCGAAAGCGCUUUACACAAAGCAGUGGCAGGCAACCGACUCAGAACCGUGGAGAUGCUUCUUGAUUUGGGGCUUUCCCCCAAUUCCACGGAUGCGAUGCAAGAGACCCCUCUGCACUAUGCAGUUCUGGCAGGAGAUGCCGCUAUGGUGGAUCUGCUAAUCGCACGAAAAGCGGAUCCAAUCAUGGAGUCCACUUUCGGUGAAACUGCGCUGGAGGUUGCUGCUCAAAAUGCUGCGGCCUUCUUAGGCCACGAAUCUGCACCGCUAGCGCGACAGCUCGAAGAAGCCGAGCAACGCGCGUUUCUGGAAAGCGAAAGUGCCUCCUUUCCUUCCAUCUCACCCAGCUCCACCUUCGGUGUUUAAGAGGC
Messenger RNA from Effrenium voratum, 2227 nucleotides. Lineage: Eukaryota; Dinophyceae; Suessiales; Symbiodiniaceae. The record is from the annotation of a GenBank genome assembly.